GUCGACCACAUCUGCCACCAGUCCGUCACGUCGGAGGAAAAAGGCCCAAAAAUCCAAACGCAGUACGCCUGCAACGAGCGAAGACGACACCAUGUCGAGACAUAACCCUCGUGGCACAACCACCUCGCUCGAGAGCAUUUCCAUACAGCCUCGCACGCCCAAGACUCCUCAUAGUUCGCAGAGGAUCAACGGCUGGACGCCACGAGAUGGGGAGCCUAUUGACGAAAUGGAAAUGAGCCUGUUGAAUGAAGAGGAGCGCAGACAGGCGGAAAACGGACUGUCAGUGGAGGAAGAGCAGGAGUAUCUCUCGCCAGGAGAGAAGAAGCCCAUGUCCGCGACAGACAAACGUGCAUUGGGGCUGCUCACUAUUCUUUAUCUUAUCCAAGGAUUUCCGUUAGGUCUUGCUUUAGGAUCACUGCCAUUUCUCCUUCGCGAGCAUUUGUCGUAUUCCCAGCUCGCCGUAUUCUCUCUCUCAAGCUAUCCAUAUUCUCUCAAGUUGCUCUGGUCGCCCAUCGUAGAUUCUCUCUUCUUCCCUUCCGUCGGUCGUCGUAAAUCCUGGAUUAUACCCAUGCAGUUAGUCAUCGGUACCCUAAUGUUUGUUAUUUCGCUUAAUGCGGAGGAGUUCAUGAACAAUCCCGCGGAACAUAUAUAUGCGCUAUCUGCUGCAUUCACCACUCUUGUUACGUUAUCCGCUACACAAGAUAUUGCUGUGGACGGCUGGGCUCUUACCCUGUUGUCUCAAGAAAAUUUGCCAUAUGCCAGCACAUGCCAGACGAUAGGUCUCAACACCGGAUAUUUCGCGUCCUUCACUGUCUUCUUAGCGUUGAACAGUGAAUCCUUCUCACAGAAGUGGGGUAUUCCACGUCUGCGUAUUGGUACGUAUAUGCAGUUCUGUGCUGCCGUAUCAUUCGCUGUCACCGUCUGGUUGCUCUUCGUAACGGAGGAUAAGGACACUGAUGACGAAGAUCUGAGUAUCAAGAGCGUUUACACGACGAUGUGGAAUAUUUGCAAGCUCAAGCAUGUUCAGAUCCUCUGUCUCCUUCACUUCUUCUCCAAGAUCGGCUGGGCAGCCAAUGACGCUGCGACGCAGCUCAAAAUGGUCGAGAAGGGCCUCGGACGCGAGGACCUUGCUAUCGCCGUCCUCAUCGACUUCCCUUUCCAGAUGCUUGCGGGUUGGGUUGCGGGCCGCUGGUCACGCGGUGAUAAGCCGUUACGACCAUGGAUAAUUGCGUUCUGGCCGAGGCUGCUACUCGCGCUUGUUGCAACACUAACGGUGUAUUGGUUCCCGAAGCCGCCGAUUUCCUUGGGGUUUUUUGUAGUGCUGGUCGUGCAGACGGUAUUGUCGUCAUUCGCUGGCACGGUUCAAUUCGGCGGCAUCUCUGCCUUCCACACGAGGAUUUCGGACCCGGUUGUGGGCGGAACUUACAUGACGCUUUUGGCGACCUUCACCAACCUCGGGGGUACAUGGCCGAGAUUUUUCGUCCUAAAAGGCGUAGAUAUGUUCACUGUCGCUACUUGUCAGAUCAAAGAGCAAGGUCUUACGGUGCCAGCCGCGGAAUGCGUCUCAGACCAUGGCAAGAUGGCUUGCACUGAUCUCGGAGGCGAAUGCGUUACUGAACGCGAUGGCUACUAUAUCGUGUCUGCGAUGUGUCUCGUGCUCGGAUGCUUGUCGGUCAUCUUCCAUAUGAUCCCGACGGCGAGGAAAUUGCAAGCCGUCCCGCCCGCAAAAUGGCGAGUUUUGUAAGGUGGCAGUUGGGGAGGUGCACAGCAUUGUGUUUUCGUGUAGCUGCUGUGGCAUGUACUACACUCCUAGAUGAUAAGCUACAUAAUUUAUUUUCCGG
Messenger RNA from Phanerochaete carnosa HHB-10118-sp, 1841 nucleotides. RefSeq lists its product as uncharacterized. Bases 92 to 1744 code for a protein of 550 amino acids. Lineage: Eukaryota; Fungi; Basidiomycota; Agaricomycetes; Polyporales; Phanerochaetaceae. Gene Ontology annotation, cellular component: membrane. The transcript has 13 exons. The record is from RefSeq and is a predicted model, not a curated record. Gene Ontology annotation, molecular function: acetyl-CoA transmembrane transporter activity.